This is a messenger RNA of Ictalurus furcatus (blue catfish), 8370 nucleotides long. RefSeq names its product dedicator of cytokinesis 8 (gene dock8). NCBI's taxonomy places the organism in Eukaryota, Metazoa, Chordata, Actinopteri, Siluriformes, Ictaluridae. Gene Ontology annotation, cellular component: cell leading edge. Bases 113 to 6373 code for a protein of 2086 amino acids. Gene Ontology annotation, biological process: positive regulation of T cell migration; positive regulation of GTPase activity; positive regulation of establishment of T cell polarity. The transcript has 48 exons. Gene Ontology annotation, molecular function: guanyl-nucleotide exchange factor activity. The record is from RefSeq and is a predicted model, not a curated record.
CCAGCAAAAGCACUGAUAGCGAGAAGAUGAUGCUCACGAUGACAGGCGCAGUUCAGCGCUUCUGCACGGUGGGUUAAAACCCUGUGAGGAAGUCCCGCAGCCCCGCUCCCUGAUGGCGUCGCUGCCGGAGCGCCGGGCGUUCGCGCUCAAAAUCAACAGGCACUCAUCUGCUGAAAUCCGCAAGCACUUCGUUGGGGUCAGCUACAACACUGUUCAGAGCGGCCUGCACCAACGCAACAACUCCAGCGCCUCUGGAUCCAUCUGUUUCAACGUUCCUCAGUCUUAUGACGCAGUGGAGCCGGUGGAUGUGGAGGAAUUCCUGAUGACGCAGCUGCGCAGCGGAGAUGGCGAGCUCAUGCAGGAGCUGGGCGAAUUCCCUGACGAUGACCUGGAGGUGGAUUUAGUGGACAGGGAAUGUCGAACUGUCUAUCACUCUGUCCCCGAGGAGGGGGUGGAACUGGAUCCCCAUGUGAGAGACUGUGUGCAAAGUUACACUCAGCCUUGGCUAGUGGUCAGCAGGAGAUGCCAAGGGGAUGGAUGGAGUGCGUACUCUGAGAGGACAGGCUUUCACAAACUACUUCAGAAACAAACGUUCGAGUCUGACGUCCAACCAGAGAAACAGGAGCAACCGGUGAAGUCUCUGUCUUUGGCAGCGUUAUGUGAUGAUGACAGCGCUCGCAGCACUCUCACCUCCUCUGAUUUUGACCUCCGGGGCCUUCAGCCAGACCCUCGUCUUGACAACCUCCUACAGUUCAGUACUGCUGAGGAUCUUGACCGCUUUAACCUCGAAGCCAGACAGAACAACCGCCAUCCGGAACUUUUCGCCCUCUAUCCACCUACUGAUGAGGAAGAUGCAGUGGAAAUUCGUCCCAUUCCUGACUGUCCAAAGGAGCACAUGGGCCUCAGGAUCCUAGUGCGAUGCCAGUUCAUCAAGUUUGAAAUUGAGAUCGAGCCCAUUUUUGCCACCAUGGCCUUGUAUGACCUGAAAGAAAAGAAGAAGAUUUCAGAGAACUUCCACUUUGAUCUAAACCCGGACCAAAUGAAAGGCUUACUGCGCUCCCACACCGCUCGUAUUGACUCGUCCACAUUGGCGAAGUCUGCCAUUUUCUCCAUCUCCUACCCUUCUCCAGACAUCUUCCUGGUCAUUAAGUUAGAGAAAGUCUUGCAGCAGGGGGAGAUUGGAGACUGUGCAGAACCUUACAUGGGAAUGACUGACAAUGCCAAGAACAAAGACAAACUGGAGAAGCUUAGAAGUCAGGCAGAGAACUUCUGUCAGAGGUUGGGCCGGUACAGGAUGCCCUUCGCCUUUGGUACAGCCAACAUCAUGAGUGCGAUCAGCACAGGCACAUUGGAUCGAGACACGAGCGACUCAGAUAGCAUCAAUGGCAAGAACAAUGUAGAUAAGAAGGCUUACCUGCCUAGACGCAACUCCGAGAGGUUCACCACCCUAGAGGACCAGUCCAACCUGUCCGGCGUCAAACCUGCCGUCAUUAACAUCCAGACCCUUUUCAAACAGGAAGGGGAGCGUCUCAGUGAUGAAGACUUAUUUAAGUUCCUGUCUGACAUUAAAAGGACGUCCACUAUUCAGCGACGGGUCAAGAUAAUACCAGGCUCUGUGAAGCUAGAUGUGAACCCAGUGCCAGAUACAGGGAUCUCGUGUCUGUCUCCUGAGCUCAUCCCCAUUAAACCUGUAUCAGAGAAAAACGUGCGACCUGUAAAAGAAUUGCUUGAGUUUCCCUCCAACGAUGUCUACGUUCCUCACUUCGUAUACAGAAACCUGCUGUUUGUGUAUCCUCAGAGGCUCAACUUUGGCAAUCGAGCUUUGGCAUCUCAUAGGAACAUUACCAUAAAGAUCCAGUUCAUGAAUGGAGAGGAGCCACUGCCUGUUAUAUUCGGGAAAUCAAGUGGUCCAGACUUUCUAUCGGAGCUCUACACGCCGGUGACGUAUCAUAACAAAUCUCCAGAUUUUUAUGAAGAGGUGAAGAUCCGGCUGCCGGCUCGCCUGACCGAGAAACACCACCUGCUCUUCUCCUUCUUCCACAUCAGCUGCCAGCAGAAGCAGAACCAGAGCGGCAACGUGGAGAGUCUCAUCGGAUACUCAUGGUUACCCAUUCUCAAUAACGAGAGGCUGCAGAUGGGAGCGUUCUGUUUGCCCAUUGUUCUUGAACGUCUUCCUGUGAACUAUUCGCUACAUUCUCCUGAGAAAUUGCCAAUCCAGGUUCCCCCAGUCAAGUGGAUGGAUGGACAUAAAGGAAUUUUCAGCCUGGAAGUUCAGGCUGUGUCUUCAGUUCAUACACAGGAGAGCCACCUGGAGCGCUUCUUCACUCUGUGCCAUGCUCUGGAGGGGAAGGCUACAUUCCCUAUCCGCGUAGGGGACGAAAAAGUGCCAGAAAACAAGCUGGAGCAUGAGCUCAAGCUCAGCAUCAUCUCCCUGUCCUCCUCCGAGCUGGAGCCACUUGUACUCUUCCUCCACCUUGUCCUGGACAAGCUGUUUCGCCUCAUCAUGCAGCCCAUGGUCAUUGGUGGCCAGACCGCAAAUCUGGCACAGAUAGCGUUUGAGUCAGUGGUGUCCGUAGUGAACAGCCUUCAUAACAGUCAGGAACUGGCCAAGGACCACCAAGGCAGGAACUGUCUCCUAGCAACCUACCUCUACUAUGUGUUCCGGUUGCCAGACACUCUGCUGGAAGUCAUUAACACAGGUGCACUGGUACAGGAGAGCAGGUACAGCACUAUGGGCCGAGCCACAGCCACAAGCAUAGGCAACAUGCUGCUUUCUUCACGCGUCCGCUCCAGCAGUAACCCCGAUAUUACUGCUGCACAGAGCUCAGAGGACGCUGAGGUGAAAAACAUACUGGCUGAGAAGGGUUUGAAUCAUCCCGGCAGCAGGAUGUCCACUUUCAUUGACGUUACCAACCGCUCUCAAAUUUCCGCUAGUAGCAUGCGGUCCUCUAACAGAAAGCAAUUUCAUGAAGAGCUGGCUCUUCAAAUGGUGGUGAGCACCGGCGUCUGCAGAGAGAACGUUUAUAAAUACGCCUGGUUCUUCUUCGAGCUGCUGGUGAAAAGCAUGGCUCAGCAUGUCUCUCAAAUGGACAAGCAGGGAGUGUCUCGCAAAAAUCGCUUUUCUGACCGCUUCAAGGAUGACAUCACCACCAUUGUCAACGUGGUGACGGCCGAAAUUGGCACUAUACUGGUGAAACAGCAGAAGGAACUGGAGCAGGCUGAAAAGGUGAACAUUAAUCUGGCGUUUUUCCUUUACGACCUGAUGUCUCUCAUGGACAGAGGCUUUGUCUUUAACCUGGUUAGGAACUAUUGCAACCAGAUGUCCGCAAAGAGUGUUUCCAUGUCCACUCUGAUCACCAUGAGGCUGGAGUUUUUGAGAGUGCUCUGCAGUCAUGAGCACUACCUGAACCUGAGCCUGUACUUCAGUAGCAGUGCGUCUGCUCCCCCGUCUCCUUCCCCGUCCGUCACGUCACAGACCUCAAGUUCAUGUAGCUUGCCAGACCAUAAGAUUGCAGCCAUGUUUGAUCUGACUCAAGAGUUCAAACAGCAGCACUACCUGACUGGCCUGCUGCUGACUGAACUCAGUGCGGCUCUCGAUAUGGAAUCAGAAGGAAGUAAGGUGCAGCGCAAGGCCAUAAAUUCCACAUACAGCCUAUUGUGUGCUCAUGAUUUGGACCCUCGGUGCGCAAGGUUAGAAGUCAGGACUAAGAUUGCUGCUCUCUACCUCCCCCUGGUGGGCAUCAUCAUCGACUCCCUCAACUACCUCGACUUCACAGUUUCUGAGUCACGUGGCAACAAGGCCAAGUCCAGUGGGCCAGAGGACGACUUUGAAAAUGUUCCUCCUAUCAAUCAGUCUGUUGCCAUGGCAAUCGCAGGAAACCCGUUCAACACCUUGGCGAGAAAUGCGCUGGUGUCCAUGGCCUCUGUGUCAGGUAAAAGCUGUAGCACGCUCUCUGCAGAGACCAGCCGUAACCUGCUGGUGUGUUUCCUGUGGAUCAUGAAGAAUGCAGAGCAGAGCCUGAUCCAGCGUUGGAUAGUGGACAUAUCCCCCUCUCAGCUCAGUCGCCUUCUCGAGCUCCUCACUAUCUGCACCUCCUGCUUUGACUACAGGGGGAAACAGAGCUCAGAUAAAGUGAGCGUGCAGGCCCUACAGAAGUCUCAGCAGGCUAAAGCUCGUCUGGAGGAGGCACUACUAGGAGGCUUGGGAGCGAGAGGAGAGAUGAUGAAGAGGGUGGGAGCUAAUGAUCGGACUCAGGGCCAGAGAGACAUCCUGCGCUGGAGGAAAGACCUCACACAGUGGCGCCAGACCAACGACAGACAGGACAAAUCUAAAGCUGAGUUGGACCAGGAGGCCAUAAUCAGUGGGAAUCUGGCCACUGAAGCCAACCUCAUAGUCUUGGACCUGCUGGAGGUCAUUGUGCAGACUGUACCAUUAGCAGACUAUAAGGAUAGUGCGGUUGGUGGAGUUCUGAGGGUUCUGCUGCACUCACUAACAUGCAACCAGAGCACCGUGUAUCUAUCACACUGCUUCAGCACCAUCCGAGCUCUCAUUGUGAAGUUUGGGGACAUGUUAUUCGAGGAGGAGGCCGAGCAGUGUGCAGAUCUGUGCCAGAAAGUGCUUCAGUACUGCAGCAGCUGUGUGGACAGCAACAGGAACCAGGCCUGUGCUACACUCUACCUCAUCAUGAGAUACAGCUUUAGUUCUGCCAGUAAUUUCUCUAGAGUGAAGAUGCAGGUGACCAUGUCGUUGGCGUCUCUAGUAGGAAAGUCCUCGGAUGUGCACGAGGAGUACCUGCGUCGCUCUUUUCGCACCAUUCUAGCCUACGCAGAGGAAGACACAGAGAUGCAAUCCACGCAGCUUCCUUCACAGGUGGAUGAACUUCUGAGGAAUCUAAACAGCAUCCUUUCAGAUACAGUCAAAAUGAAGGAGUUUCAAGAAGAUCCUGAAAUGCUAAUGGACCUUAUGUAUAGGAUUGCGAAGGGCUACCAGACGUCACCUGAUCUGCGCCUGACCUGGCUUCAGAACAUGGCUGAGAAGCAUAACGGCAAGAAGUGCUUCACCGAGUCUGCAAUGUGUCUGGUGCAUGCCGCAGCCCUGGUGGCUGAGUACCUCAGCAUGCUGGAGGACCACAAGUACCUGCCUGUGGGCAGCGUCACCUUCCAAAACAUCUCCCCUAACGUUCUGGAGGAGUCGGCGGUGUCAGAUGAUAUCCUGUCCCCAGACGAGGACGGCGUUUGUUCUGGACGGUACUUCACCGAGAAUGGUCUGGUGGGGCUUCUUGAGCAGGCUGCAGAACUCUUCAGCAAUGGUGGAUUAUAUGAGGCAGUGAAUGAGGUGUAUAAGAUCAUCAUCCCCAUACUGGAGGCCCAUAGAGAUUUCCGGAAACUGGCCACCACUCACGACAACCUAAAAAGAGCUUUCGAGAACGUCGUUCAGAAGGGUCAUAAGAGGAUGUUCGGUACAUAUUUCCGUGUGGCAUUUUUUGGCUCAAAGUUUGGAGAUCUUGAUGAGCGGGAGUUCAUAUAUAAAGAGCCAGGAAUCACACAUCUUCCUGAGAUCUCCCACAGACUAGAAAAUUUCUACAGACAGUGUUUGGGAGACGUUCUGGAAAUGAUCAAGGAUUCCACACCUGUAGACAGAAACAAACUGAAUCCCAACAAGGCAUAUAUUCAGAUCACAUUUGUGGAGCCGUACUUUGAUGACUAUGAGAUGAAAGAUCGCAUGACCAACUUUGAGAAGAACUUCAACCUGCGCCGGUUCAUGUACACCACCCCGUUCACAAAGAGCGGUCGGCCUCGAGGAGAACUGAACGAGCAGUACAAGAGGAAGACCAUCCUCACCACACAGCAUGCUUUUCCUUAUGUGAAGACACGAAUCAAUGUCAUUCAGAAGGAAGAGUUUGACCUAACUCCAAUUGAGGUGGCUAUCGAAGACAUGCAGAACAAAACUCGCGAGCUGGCUAUCGCCACACACAAAGAGAAACCUGACCCCAAGAUGCUGCAGAUGGUUCUGCAGGGCUCUGUGACCGCCACAGUUAACCAGGGACCAUUAGAGGUAGCCCAGGUCUUUUUGAAUGAAAUCCCAGCAGACCCCAAACUCUACCGUCAUCACAACAAACUGCGACUGUGUUUCAAAGAGUUCAUCCUACGGUGUGGGGAGGCAGUCGAGAAGAACAAGCACCUGAUCACACCAGACCAGCGAGAGUAUCAGCAGGAAUUGAAGAAGAACUACAAUAAGCUGAGGGAGAACCUGAGGCCUAUGCUGGAGAGGAAGAUCCCUGAGCUCUACAAGCCCAUCAUCAAACCCCGUUUCGAGAACAGGGACUCCAUCAAACGGCACAGCUUCCGGCGGAUUCCGGAGGACAGUUCAUGAUGUCAUGAGAAUGGAGGAGAGGAGAGGGAGUGGAAGAGCAGCUCCACUGGUGACUUGAUGCCUUGAGCAGGGUUUCAUUCACAGUAUUAAAUAUUAGUUUAUGUUCAAAUUGUCAAAGGGAUAAUGCAUGUCAACAUAUUUCAGUACAUUGUUUUAUUGCCUCCUACAUUUGUCUUGAUGUGCUGUUGUCCUGCUAAAAACUAUUAGGCAUCAUUUUAGCUGGUAGGCUUUGGUAGUUUCUUUAAAAAUAAAUAAAUAAAAACCUCAUCAGAUGAAUAACAACCAAUUUGGAGUCAAGUUUAAAUAUUAAACUUGAUAGGCUGAGAAAACACCAUACCACCUAUUGUUGAUAAGUUCAGCAAGUUAUAUAACUGUAUCAUACUUUUCAAUAAUCUGUCUUUACUUUAAAACAUUCCAGCAUAAGUUCUGUUAUGACACGUACAGCAUUGUAGAUAAAAUACUUUACCAUUUUACUGAUGCCUAAUGGGAAGUUUGUGUUACAGAAAUUGGAUUUGAAUCAUGAUGAGAUCAAACAUACAGUCAUGGGCGGGGGGGAAUGUACUCAAUUCUGUGUCUUCAAUUAAUCAAUUGUGUGGUCCUCACUAACCUUCUAUAAACAACCAAAGAACCUCAGGUAACGACAACAACAAAAAAAAAACACAACAGAUUUCAACAUGUAGUAUUUUUUUCCCCAAAAAGGAAACCAACAUUCAGAAGCCAGGUGGGAAAAAAUAAGUACGCCCUAUAAUUCAGUAACAUGUAGAACCACUUUUAGCAACAAUAUCUUGAUAGACGUUGGUGAAGACCACACAAUUGUUAUUUAGGUGCUGAUCAAUAAAAACAUAGAAUUGAAGGAGGGUGUACUUUCUUUUUCCCAAUGACUGUAUAGAAAAAUAACUUUGGGUGAAAUAUCACUCAAACAGUGCAAAUAAACACGUAUACAAAAAUCCACAUGAUAUACAGGAAUCUCUUGGCUAGUGCAGUAAAAUGAGUGAUUACAAAAAAAAUAAAAAGAUAUUGACAGUGCAAACAAACUGUCCACAUUUAAGCAAAAUGAAGGGAGGCUAACCAGAGGCAGAUUACAUAACCCCAGGAAAGAAAGGCCUGUGACUUGAAUAAAACCCUCCUGCGGUAAGACGUGAGUAUCAUCCGAGCUGCGUGUGUUCUGCUGCGCACUCAACACCCAGUGGAACGGACGGGAGGAAUUUCUCAUGAUGGUUGAGCGCUGAGCCAGUGCAGUGAAAUGCCUAGAAUUUUGUGUACAUGAUACUGCACAGAAACAGAACUUUUAGCAGGGUUGGAAAUCUCAGAUGCAAGCUCUCUUUAUUUAUCUGGAUUUUAAUGAAAGAACUGCUCAUGAAAAUCAUGUCUAUACGAGAUUUACAAACUGCCCCUGGUUACAUUCAACAUGGAUUCUUUAUGCUUUUGCUGAAACAAUAUAAUAUAUAUUUUUAGCAGAGAUAUAUGAAAUAGAUGUAAAUAUGUUUUACUUUAUUUAUAGGAAGGUAUAGUUUUGAUUCUCACUGGUACGAUCAGCAUUUGCUGUAGUGUGCCAAUUCACAUGUUCUCAUUACCUAACCUUUUUGGAAUCUGUCAAUAUCAUAACUGAAUUAAGUUAACUUUUUUUUUUUUAUAUAAAGAUAAAGCACAGUAGGUUUGUGCAUGGAAAUAUUGUCUUUUUUCUCCCCUACAUGUAUAUUUUCUGUAUUUUUAUUAACUGGAAGUUUAAUUUGUUCAGGAACACUUUAGUUGGAUUUUAUUUCUAUUUUUCCUGGGCCAGUUCUGAAAAUUUUGCCAAUUAGUCAUAGAUAACACUGCAGAUUGCAGUUUACCCUUUAUUUUGAAAACCAUAAUCAUCCUUUCUGUUACACCUGUUGCUGCUCUUAACACUGUGAGAACUGUUUGGUCUAUAGUGUGUUUCUCCAGCACAAUGUGGAUGUAAAUUUAUUUUGUAUUAUAAUAUUCCAAAGCACUCAAUAAAAACUUUAACUGUUGAA